This is a messenger RNA of Solea solea (common sole), 4779 nucleotides long. It is a transcript of the gene usp22, whose product is annotated as ubiquitin specific peptidase 22. Gene Ontology annotation, biological process: protein deubiquitination. Gene Ontology annotation, molecular function: zinc ion binding; cysteine-type deubiquitinase activity. NCBI's taxonomy places the organism in Eukaryota, Metazoa, Chordata, Actinopteri, Pleuronectiformes, Soleidae. The record is from RefSeq and is a predicted model, not a curated record. The coding region runs from base 624 to 2144 and encodes 506 amino acids. The transcript has 13 exons.
CUUGUGAUGUGAAUUUCCCAUUCACUCUUUUGAUUGUCAUAUUGGACAAUUCGUGGUUGAUGGUGAAGCGGAUUCGCGGUUCAGCCAAUCAGCGUCCUCCCAUGGGCGGAUGUGGUUUGCGGGGAAAUCGCACCAAUCACAGCGCGGCGUCUUCCUCGCGAGGGCGGUGCUUAGCCGCUCAAAGGAAAGUUGGCACACAUCAGUCACGCGCCGCUCUCCGCUCUCAUUGGUCCACCAUUUUGAGUGAGGUGGGUCUUGACGCUCACCGAGUAAGCCACUGUUGAAAUUCCAAUGCUAACUAACUUUAGCCAGCGUGCUAACAUGUAACAGUGAAUUUUGAGAAUCUGCUUUCAUUGCGCUAUUGUGGACUUGAGUGUUAGUUCGUCUCCACUUGGGGCGGAUAUUCAAAUAAACACAAUCGUCUUGAUGUGUGCUACUGCGCGUGUCUCCGUUACCGCAGCCAGGUCAUGUCCAGUUAGCCAGAACGCGGCAGUUGCUGGAUAACGAACCUGGCAGGCGAGCUAGCCAGCCAGCCAGCCCAUUCGGGACUGGGUCUGCGCGGAGGGAUUUGUGCAGGAUUUGUCGCCCGGAGAGGACGCCAAAAGCCGGAUGCUGUGACUACCAUGAGUCCCGCAGGCUGCCCCCAUGUCAGCGGCUUCAAAGUGGAUAACUGGAAGCAGAACCUGAGGGUCAUUUAUCAGUGUUUCGUGUGGAGCGGGUCAGCCGAGACCAGAAAACGCAAGGCCAAGUCAUGCAUCUGCCACAUGUGCGGUGCCCACCUGAACCGACUCCACUCCUGCCUCUACUGCGUCUUCUUUGCCUGCUUUGCCAAGAAACACAUCCACGAACAUGCCAAGAGCAAAAGGCAUAACCUAGCGAUCGACCUGCUGUACGGGGGAAUCUACUGCUUCAUGUGCCAAGACUACAUUUAUGACAAAGACAUGGAACAGAUUGCCAAAGAGGAACAAAGGAAAGCCUGGAAAAUGCAAGGCAUUGGAGAGAAGUACUCGACAUGGGAGCCCACGAAGAGGGAGCUGGAACUUCUCCGCCACAACCCCAAGAGGAGGAGAAUCACAUCCAACUGCACCAUCGGCCUGCGCGGACUGAUUAACUUGGGCAACACGUGCUUCAUGAACUGCAUCGUCCAGGCACUGACACACACGCCACUGCUGCGUGACUUCUUCCUGUCCGACCGGCACAAAUGCGAGAUGCAGAGCAACUCCUGCUUGGUGUGUGAGAUGUCGCAACUCUUCCAGGAGUUCUACUCAGGCCACCGCUCGCCUCAUAUCCCUUUCCGCCUCCUCCACCUGGUGUGGACUCACGCCCGCCACCUGGCCGGUUACGAGCAGCAAGACGCCCACGAGUUCCUCAUCGCGGCACUGGACGUCCUGCACAGACACUGCAAAGAUGACAACGGGAAGAAAGCCAACAACCCAAACCAUUGUAACUGCAUCAUCGACCAAAUCUUCACAGGGGGCCUGCAGUCUGACGUCACCUGUCAAGUCUGCCAUGGCGUUUCAACGACCAUAGACCCGUUCUGGGACAUCAGCCUGGACCUGCCGGGGUCCUCCACACCUUUCUGGCCGCUCAGCCCCGGAGGAGACGGAUCAGCACUCAACGGGGAGAGUCACGCCACUGGAGCCACAACACUCACCGAUUGUCUGCGCAGGUUUACCAGACCAGAGCACCUCGGCAGCAGCGCUAAGAUCAAGUGCAGCGGUUGCCAUAGUUACCAGGAGUCCACCAAGCAGCUGACCAUGAAGAAGCUGCCCAUCGUGGCCUGCUUUCACCUCAAAAGGUUUGAACAUUCGGCCAAACUACGGCGGAAGAUCACAACUUAUGUCUCCUUCCCACUGGAGCUGGACAUGACUCCCUUCAUGGCCUCCAGUAAAGAGAGCAGGAUGAACGGACAGUACCAGCAGACGGUGGAUCCCUUCAACAAUGACAACAAGUAUAGUCUAUUUGCUGUGGUAAACCACCAGGGGACACUAGAGAGCGGCCAUUACACCACCUUCAUCCGGCAGCACAAAGACCAGUGGUUCAAAUGUGACGACGCCAUCAUCACCAAGGCCAGCAUCAAGGAUGUGCUGGACAGUGAAGGGUACCUUUUGUUUUACCACAAACAGUUCCUGGAGUACGAGUAGUCGCCUCCAUCAGCGCAGCUCGCAGGACAGAAAGAGGGACGACGCGAGGAGGAAGGAGUUGCAUGGGAACAGGUAACGGGAGACAUCAGAGAGGUGAAGGAAACACAAACACAAGCCUACCUGAAUCGUUUCGCGCUUGCAGCUCUCACUCUUAACAUGGAACCACCUUUGCUCACACACUAUAAUCCAGUCUGUAUGACACUCCAGGCCGAACGAUCUCUUCUUAACUGUGGGCGGAAAAUACAAGAAAACUGGGAGGAUGUUUUUUGUUCGGGCACUGAAGGAAUAUUGUAUCUCUUUCGCUGGAUUUCAGGGGAUUAAAAGAAGAAAGCCGCUGUGAUAAUCUGCUACGUGAGCGGAAAUACUGAAACGGAAAGAUGGGCAGAUUUUUUUUUUGUUUGUUUGUUUUUUUUAAACCGUAGUUGAUCUGGGGAAGGUUUACAUGAUCACGAAUGCUGUUCUUCACCAGUGUCCUGCUUCACGCUCACACGGCUGCAUAUAUUUACACCUAAGGGUGCUAAGAAACAGAACCUACUCCUUUUUUUCACACUCACACUCCUCCAAAUGACCAAAUAUUUCAAAUAUAGAAGUGGAAUGAUGCAUUUUGUGAAAAUGCAAACAAACAAAAAAAAGAAAAACAGUAACAUAACUCAUGGUGUUAUGAAUAUUGUAAAGGGAAAAAAGUUUAUUCCGAUUAUUACUUGUGACUCUGUGGUCAUUGGAUGCUUAAGAAAACUUUUUUUUUUUUUUCCCUCAACAAGUCCACAAAGGAUCUGUUCUUCUCUGCCUUGCUGCUUCCAACAGUCACAGUGGGAAAUAGACGACACAGGAAAUAAUAUUAUAUUUUUAUACAUAGUUUUGUUUACGAUUCUUUCAUUCUCCCAGAAGGGUCACUUUGUUUGUCUGUGUUUCGUGCUGUUAAAGUAAUAGUUCAGGGUUUUUUGUUUUGUUUUUUUUUUUGAAGUCUUGUUGUACGAGGGAAAGACACUGAUGCACUGUGCUCUUGCGCCUAGAACCCAGUUGGGUGAAACACAAGGAAAAACAGAUUUUAGCCACUUUAAGGCCCUGGUAUACUUCCUACACCAUAACGCGGACCAUGGUAUACUCGUGUGUCAGGGUCCUGUAGUAUCACGUGCUGCACAUUGAUGGCGCAGUUUGUGCACAGAAGUAUACCAGGGGAGACUCUUAAUAAAGUCAUUGUCUGCUUAGGUCUCUGAUAUUUUAGGAAUAUGUUUAAUCUUGCCGUUAUUGACCAGAAACUGAAGUUCUGUAAACGACUCACUCUGCCACACCAAACUCCAUGGAGAAAAUCGGCGAUUUUAGGCUUGUGUCCACACUGGCGCUGCUGGUCUACCGCCGCCCCGUUUGAUAAGUUUGUGUCACGUGGGUAAAUCGGAAGUAAGUAUUUAAAUAACAGAGGUCACAAAAUGACACUUUUGAACUUAGUGGAGGAGGCGGCAGUGGAUUAACCGCUCCUGCGUGCUGUUAAGUGUAAAAUCACUGAUUUUCUACAUGGGCUUUGGUGCGGGGAGUGGGAAAGCAACACUACCUUCAGUUUGCAGUUAGAUGAGGCUGUCUGACAGCAAGAUAAAGCGGGAAACAUGUUCUUAAGCGAGGGCAGAGUCUUUAGAACAAUGGCUAAAGUUAGUUUGUUCUUGUCGGCAGCCAUGCAAACAUCUGCGUCUCAGGCUGGUCCCUGGUCCAGGGUCUGUGCUGAUGGAUGUGUCACUACAUCAUACAACCACACUUCCAAAAAAAUCAGAACUUAACCUGUUAAUCAUGUUUUUGUAAAAAAAAAAAAAAAAAAAAGUGCUAAUAAUCUUCACCAACCUGCUGCUAAAGCGGUUUUUGUUUGUUUUAUUUUUAUUUUUAUUUUGUGGGGGGGUGGGGGUUUAAUCUUAGACGUUACAGACACAUAAUCGUCACGUUGUCAUGAUGCUAUUUCAGGUAAAUGGCAAAAAAAAAAAGAAUCAAAAAGAGGAAGAUGUUAUUUAAAGGGUCAGAAGCCUGAUUUUACAGUGUUAACUGUCAGCCGCAUGUCGCUCUAAUUCGGUGUGUUUGUAUAUACAGUAUGUGUGAGUGUGUGUGUGUGUGUGUGUGUGUGCACGUGAAUGUGCCCUGGAAAGGGGAGAAAAAAAAAAUCUCAGUGUAAGUGAGUUUGUAUAAUAUGUUAUUACGUAUAUCAAAGGAUAGAGGAGGGAAAAGAUGUGUGUGUUUGUGCGUGUUCCUGUUUGUAUGCACGUGUGUCGUGCGCGUGCGUGCGUAUGUAAACCCGUAUGUUCGUGUACUGAAUCAGUACUUUGCAUUCAGCAUGCCGUCUGAGCUGGGUAUCACAGUUUGAUAGGAUUUUUUUUGUUUGUUUGUUUUUUCCACAUGUUAAUGAUGUAUGUAAAGGUAUAUAUAUAUAUAUAUAUAUGUACAGUUUAUAUGUACGAGACAAAAUGGUGAAACCUCAAAAGUCGAUUUUUGUUCUGCUACAUUGCUGGGGGUGGGAGGGCGUAAUCCAAGGAAACUUGUCAUUCCUCACUCACUCACACAGACACACACACACACACACACACGUACGUAACUGCUGCAAGAACUGGACACAGUGACGGAAAGACACUCAAAAUAAAGAAAAAUCUAUAUCUGUAAA